Psammomys obesus (fat sand rat) is the source of this 3977-nucleotide messenger RNA. RefSeq names its product calsyntenin 3 (gene Clstn3). Bases 291 to 3164 code for a protein of 957 amino acids. Gene Ontology annotation, molecular function: calcium ion binding; X11-like protein binding; amyloid-beta binding. The record is from RefSeq and is a predicted model, not a curated record. Gene Ontology annotation, cellular component: cell surface; postsynaptic membrane. The transcript is spliced from 18 exons. Lineage: Eukaryota; Metazoa; Chordata; Mammalia; Rodentia; Muridae. Gene Ontology annotation, biological process: positive regulation of synaptic transmission; positive regulation of synapse assembly; homophilic cell-cell adhesion.
CAGUAGCGGGGAUGGGGUGGGAGUGAGAGCGAGAGAGCGAGAGAGCGAGAGUGAGGACGCUAGGCUGGAGACCGAAGAGAAGCUGCUGCAAAGUCUCUGGUCUCGGCCACCCAGCGGGUCUGCACGCGUCCGCCGUAUGGACCAGCGUGGGCAGCAGGCUGCUUUCUGAUCUUGUCCCGCCGCCCUCCCCUCCUUGCAGACUCCCUGCAGUCCUUCUCCAAAGUGGCUUUAGCAGGCUCGAGGCUCCCUGAGGACAAGAACGCCUGGCCUGGAGUGCUUUACAGCGCACCAUGACCCUGCUGCUGCUGUCCCUCUUGCUGGCCUCUCUGCUGCAGCUCAGCUCUGGCAACAAAGCCAACAAGCACAAGCCUUGGAUCGAGGCAGAGUACCAGGGCAUUGUCAUGGAGAAUGACAACACUGUCCUGUUGAAUCCACCACUCUUUGCCCUGGAUAAGGAUGCCCCGCUGCGCUACGCAGGUGAGAUCUGCGGUUUCCGACUCCAUGGAUCUGGGGUCCCGUUUGAGGCUGUGAUCCUGGACAAGGCAACAGGGGAAGGCCUGAUCCGGGCCAAGGAGCCUGUGGACUGUGAGGCCCAGAAGGAGCACACCUUUACCAUCCAGGCUUACGAUUGCGGCGAGGGGCCUGAUGGCGCCAACACCAAGAAGUCUCACAAGGCAACCGUGCACGUUCGGGUCAACGACGUGAAUGAGUUUGCCCCCGUGUUCGUGGAGCGUCUGUACCGGGCUGCGGUGACGGAGGGGAAGCUGUAUGAUCGCAUCUUACGCGUGGAGGCCAUUGACGGGGACUGCUCCCCUCAGUACAGCCAGAUCUGCUACUACGAGAUCCUCACACCCAACACGCCUUUCCUCAUUGACAAUGAUGGCAACAUCGAGAACACGGAGAAGCUCCAGUACAGCGGCGAGAAGCUCUACAAGUUCACGGUGACCGCGUACGACUGCGGGAAGAAGCGGGCGGCGGAUGACGCCGAGGUGGAGAUCCAGGUGAAGCCCACCUGCAAGCCCAGCUGGCAAGGCUGGAACAAAAGGAUCGAGUAUGCCCCGGGAGCCGGCAGCUUGGCCCUGUUCCCUGGCAUCCGCCUGGAGACCUGUGACGAACCGCUGUGGAACAUCCAGGCCACGAUCGAGCUGCAGACUAGCCACGUGGCCAAGGGCUGCGACCGAGACAACUACUCAGAAAGGGCACUGCGGAAGCUCUGCGGUGCUGCCACGGGGGAGGUGGACUUGUUACCCAUGCCCGGCCCCAAUGCUAACUGGACAGCGGGCCUCUCCGUUCACUACAGCCAGGACAGCAGCCUCAUCUACUGGUUCAAUGGCACCCAGGCUGUGCAAGUACCCCUGGGUGGUCCAGCGGGGCUGGGCUCUGGGCCUCAGGAUGGCCUCAGUGACCACUUUACCCUAUCCUUCUGGAUGAAGCACAGCGUGACCCCGAGCAAGGGGAAGAAGGAGGAGGAGACCAUUGUGUGUAACACAGUCCAGAACGAGGAUGGUUUCUCUCACUACUCCCUGACUGUCCAUGGCUGCAGAAUCGCCUUCCUCUACUGGCCAUUGCUGGAGAGUGCACGUCCGGUCAAGUUUCUCUGGAAGCUGGAGCAGGUAUGUGACGACGAAUGGCACCACUAUGCCCUGAAUCUUGAGUUCCCCACGGUCACGCUCUAUACCGAUGGUAUCUCCUUCGACCCUGCUCUCAUCCAUGACAAUGGUCUCAUCCACCCACCCAGGAGGGAACCUGCGCUCAUGAUUGGGGCCUGCUGGACUGAAGAGAAGAACAAAGAGAAGGAAAAAGGAGGAGAAAACAGUACAGACACAACCUCAGGAGACCCCUUGCUGAUCCACCACUACUUCCACGGCUACCUGGCUGGUUUCAGCGUGCGCUCAGGUCGCCUGGAGAGCCGUGAGGUCAUCGAGUGCCUCUAUGCAUGUCGGGAGGGGCUGGACUAUAGGGAUUUCGAGAGCCUAGGCAAAGGCAUGAAGGUCCACGUGAACCCCUCGCAGUCCCUGCUCACCCUGGAGGGGGAUGAUGUGGAGACCUUCAACCAUGCCCUCCAGCAUGUGGCUUACAUGAACACCCUGCGCUUUGCCACACCCGGCGUCAGGCCCCUGCGCCUCACCACCGCUGUCAAGUGCUUUAGCGAGGAGUCCUGUGUCUCCAUCCCCGAAGUGGAGGGCUAUGUGGUGGUUCUCCAGCCUGAAGCCCCCCAGAUCCUCCUUAGCGGCACAGCUCAUUUUGCCCGCCCAGCUGUGGACUUUGAGGGACCAGAGGGGGUCCCUCUGUUCCCUGAUCUUCAGAUCACCUGCUCCAUUUCUCACCAGGUGGAGGCCAAAGCAGACGAGAGUUGGCAGGGCACAGUGACAGACACACGCAUGUCAGAUGAGAUCGUACACAACCUGGACGGCUGUGAAAUUUCUCUGGUGGGGGAUGACCUUGACCCCGAGCGAGAAAGCCUGCUCUUGGACACGGCAUCCGUGCAGCAGCGAGGCCUGGAGCUCACCAACACAUCUGCCUAUCUCACCAUUGCUGGGGUGGAGACCAUCACUGUGUAUGAAGAGAUCCUGAGGCAGGCUCGUUACCAGCUUCGUCACGGAGCCGCCCUGUAUGCCCGGAAAUUCCGGCUCUCCUGCUCUGAGAUGAAUGGCCGCUACUCCAGCAACGAAUUCAUUGUGGAGGUCAACGUCCUGCACAGCAUGAAUCGGGUGGCCCACCCCAGCCACGUGCUCAGCUCCCAGCAGUUCUUGCACCGGGGUCACCAGCCUCCUCCCGAGAUGGCUGGACACAGCCUGGCCAGCUCCCACCGGAACUCCAUGGUCCCCAGUGCUGCAACUCUCAUCAUUGUGGUCUGUGUGGGCUUUCUGGUGCUUAUGGUGGUCCUCGGCCUUGUGCGGAUCCAUUCCCUUCACCGCCGCGUCUCGGGGACUGGUGGAGCCUCGGGAGCUUCCACUGACCCGAAAGACCCUGACCUCUUCUGGGAUGACUCUGCUCUCACCAUUAUUGUGAACCCCAUGGAGUCCUACCAGAACCAGCAGGCCUGCGUAGCAGGGGCUGCUGGUGGCCAGCCAGAAGAUGAGGACAGCAGUGACUCCGAGGCAGCCGACUCCCCCAGCAGUGACGAGAGGCGCAUCAUUGAGAGCUCCCCACACCGCUACUGAGGCUCCAACCCUGCCAAGAGAGAGGCCUGGCCUGGGGAGACCGACACCCAGCAAAGAAAGGGAGAAAGGCAUUCCGAGAGAAGAGACACCAAGGGGGACAAAGAGCUCUGAACAGGAGUGGUCCUGCGAUCUUGGAACCCCUGGCAGGCCUCACACGGUUGCCCUCCUCCUCCAGCCUGCCCCUGCCUUGGGCUGCCCUUCCCCUGCCAUGAGGACGCCAUGAGGCGUCUGCCCCAGAUGGCUGCGCUGGGAGAGUGGCCGAAUGGCCUUGGCUGCCCUGUAGCCCACCCGUGCUGGCAUACCCCCGCCAGCCACGCGCUGUACUGGGGAGGGUACUCAACGGGAUUGGUGGGAGCCUGCUGCUGGGCCCUUCCCCACUCUAUCCUGUCCGAGGAGGCCUUCCUUCUGUCCAGCCUCCCUGCUUCCCUUAGGAUUCCCUCACCUCUGUUUCCACUUCACUCUGAGGAUCCCCGAUCCUCCCUCUUCUCGGUCUCCUCCCUCUCUUGUCCUCCUUUCCCCGCCUGCCUGAGCAGUCCGAAGGUCCUACAGUCCCCGUUCCUUUCUCCACGGCCUGCUUGUGCCUAGGUUGUGGGGAAGGCGGAGGGGUGGGCGCCCCGGGUGUAUUAUAUAUAGUGUAUAUUUUUUCAAUGUUGUCGUGAGCGCAGCUCCUGUGUUUCUGUGUGCAGCUCACAGCCUUGUAUGUGUGUGUGUGUGUGGCAUUGUCAUGUCUUGGGGUGAGGGUAGGGGAUGGGUGUGGGAAAGGAGGGACACACCCUAGGGGUUUUCAAAUAAAACAACCAGAAAAAAGCUGUA